AAGUGCGCCAUCUUAAUCAGACAGCGGGUGACAUUUAACUCUUGAAAAAUAUCCUGCCACCUGCCACUGUCAGAUUGUCAAUUUAGUUUUUCCAAUGAUUUAGUUUUUUGUCAGGAAAAACUGUUAAGUAUUUGCUAAUUGAAUGUGGUCAGUCUUCCGAUUUUGCUCUUAACCGAUACUGAACUUCGAAUAGUAGUUUUAUAAAGAAAAUUACGUCUAGAUCAUACAGUCACCAUUUUACGUGAUUGUGAGGUUAUUGAACAACGUGCAUUGUCUAUUAAGUCCCGUAGUUUAAAGUCGCUACUGCAUUAAAAUGAGUAAUAAGAAGCACCAAAGAGAGCCCACCGGCGCCGGCUUGUCUUCAGACUCAGAAGAUGAAAACCAAACUAAUGCAGAGUGCAGUCAUAUUAACAAAGCAGUAGAUUUAACCAGCGUAAAAAAAAUUGUUAACAAGCAUGGUUUUCUUGCUGAAUGCAGUGAAUGCAAAAGACUGCCCGUUGAUCCAGAAUUGGCCGAGCUCGAAAUGGAGUUGGAUUUAACACUCUGGCUCUGUCUAAAGUGUGGUCAUCAGGCCUGUGGGCGAGGUAAAUGCAAACAUGCCUUGCAACAUUAUAAUGUACCUCAUUCCGAUUCGCAUUCGUUAUGUGUAAACACCACAAUUUGGAGUAUUUGGUGCUACGACUGUGAUAAUGAUGUUAAUAUAUCUUGUAAAAGAAAGUUACUUGAUGCUGUGGAAUAUUUAAAAAAACAUGCUGAAUACCUCCGUAGUAAACAACAGGUUUACACAUCGAAGAUAUCCGAGGUAAUGUCCACUUUGCCAGUAAUAAACAGUAAUAAUGACACUGGAACGCUUCCAAAAAACCCAACCUUGUGUACACCUGGAUUGCCUAGACCUAGAGGUUUAAAAAAUUUAGGCAACACUUGCUUCUUUAACUCAGUUAUGCAGUGCCUUGGUCAGACCCCAUACUUAGUUACUUUGCUAGAUGACACUGCUAGUGCAGGACAGCUUUUUCAGUUGCCUGGAGGCACCCUGAAAAUGAAAGGAAAAGAUAAUGUUUUGCUACCUCCUUUAGAAGGGGAAACGGAGAAAUGGAGACCACUCCCUCAGACCCUUACCGAAACAUUGCGUGAAUUGCAAAGUGGUAGAUCAGAUGUUUUUAUUCCAAAAUCCCUUUUACAGAAAUUAAUAUUUAGAAUGCCACAAUUUGGAGGAGGAGAUCAGCAUGAUUCCCACGAAUUAUUAAGACAUUUAUUGGAGGCUGUUCGUGAAGAAGACCAACGGAGGUUUAAAGCAGUUAUCUUAGAGAAGUUAGGUGAGUUUUACGGUUUUAAUACGAAAACAAAUCCAUCAACUGUAGACGAUGAGAAGAAACACAUUUUAAAGUUCUACGGUCAACAGGUGUCCGAAAUGUUACUUGCGACAGAGCAAGUAUUUAGAGGGGCACUUGUAAGUACGUUGCAGUGCCAGGUAUGUGACCAUAUGUCGCACAUGGAGGAAAAGUUCUUAGAUUUAAGUUUGCCGAUAUCUGAAAAACAAAUAGCACCGGUAUUGAGAAGAAAGGCAGACGAUAGUGAGGAUAAUAAGCCAUCGAAACAUCAAAUCAAAAAGGAAAAAAGAGCGGAGAAAAAGAAGAAAAAACAGAAGUACAACCGAAAUAAUAAUCUGCUUAUUACCAAUAUGAAUGAUACAGAUGUAGCCAUGGAACAUAAAUCGAGUAGUGAAGAAUCCGAUGCCGAUGUUGAAGACAAUGCUGAGGAUAGUUGCAACAAUACUAUUAUUGCUUUGCCAGCGCCGGGAGAAGAUUCAUCAUCAAAGGGUGGCGAAUCCGGUUAUAAUUCUGAUAAGAUCGAUAAUGGCAGCCCUGAUUCGAACUGUAUUAAUUCACCUAGCGCUUGUAACUUAGCUGACAGUGGGGUGCCAAGUCCUACAACCGCCGCUCCGGCAAUACCAAACAGCCCUAAUAACAUGUCAGUAACAAGUGAAACAAAUACAGACAUGGCCCAAUUUACAUUUGCAAGUGAUAGUUCAGAAAACGAUUGCGACAAAAACAAAGAUACGUUUGAUCGCGCUGUGUCGAGACUGGCUUUUGUAGAAAACAACAAUAAAAAUAUAGAUCUCAAGGUGGAUUUAGAAAAGCUUAGUUUGCUGAAUGACGGCGAUUCCAGCAAAGUGAUUGCCCCAAUUGAACAGAGCCAGAUGUUGGAAGAAGGAGCAUGUGCAAUGGAAACCAGCAGUGAACUAAUGGAUCAAGAUGAGGAUUAUUCUGAGGAAAUAGCUUUAUAUGGGAGCACUUUAGCGCCUCGGUAUCAAUGUGAAGAGGGCGAAUGCUCAGUUGAGUCAUGUUUGAACCAAUUUACCGAAUGCGAAUUGAUGAUGGGAUCUAAUAAAGUUAGUUGCGACAUGUGCACGAAGCGUAGUGGGAACCAGAAAACGGUGAACACGGAUGCAUCCAAACAAUUGCUCAUAUACAAUCCUCCGGCUGUAUUAAUUUUACACCUUAAACGAUUCCAGGUUUUCCGGUUUAGAUCAACUAAAGUGUCAAAAUUCGUUAAGUUUUCUACUCUUCUAGACUUGGGCCCAUUUUGCUCAAAACGAUCUCAAAGCUUGCCGACCGUAGAUGCUGGACAGACAGAAGUUCUUUAUUCUCUUUACGGUGUUGUAGAACAUAGCGGUUCGAUACAUGGUGGGCACUACGUGUCGUACGUAAAAGUUAGAGCGCCCCUAGACGAAAACAGUCCGCGAUGGCAUUUCAUACCAAAAAAUCAAAAAGAAUUACUUAAGAAUAAUCAACAAGGCGUCACCGAAAAGCCCGAGCCUCCUGCAGGGAAAUGGUAUUAUAUUAGCGACUCUUACGUGUCUGAGGUAGCAGAAUCUAAGGUUUUAAGUGCACAAGCCUAUAUACUGUUUUAUGAAAGACUGUCGUAAUUGUAACUUGUGUUUGAUGGUGGUAUAUUUAUUUAGUUAUUAGAUAAUUUAAUUAAAACAAUACUAUGAUUCUUAAAUCGUGCUUAUUACAACUGAAAAUUCAUUUAAAAACAUGUACGUAAGUUUGAAUAUUCUUAAACUUUAUAACAGAAAGUUUUUAUAUUCUAUUCCUAUCUUAGGACUAAUAACAGCAGUUCUGAUGUGGCGUUAAAUUUUAUGGAGCAUAUGCAACAAUAAGGAAAGUCUGACAACCCGAGUUAUUUUAUUGGUAACUGUACCAUAUAUUGACAAAGCGUUGUCUAUCAGAAAUAAUGAUUUUCCAACGCGAGCAAACGUAUUCUGAUACCAGAAUAUUUUAGUUUAUUUUGAAAAUCAAGGACUGAUAGAAGUGGUAGAGUUAGACUCAGAAGAAAUAGUUUCUUUUUUACUCUCGUAUAAAGAUAAUUAGACGGGUAAACAUUAUUAGGUGCUUUUUGUCAUUAUAUUAGAAAUUUAUAAAUUAGUAGCACAUCUAUUAUGUAGUACUUCAAUGCUUUACAUUUAAAAUUCAAAACAUGUUCGGUUUAACUUUAUACGGCUAAACAAAAAUGUUUUCAACAUACUUUUUUCUGGUAACUUGUUAGAGCCCUGUACCUAGUAUAAUAAUUUUUACUCCAGAUUAGAUGUUUCUUAUUAAGGACUCAAGCAUAUGUCUAAAAUGACGAAAAACCGACAUUGUUAUAAAAGUUGUCUAUAUUUUUCGGUUUUGUAUAUUAUUAUCGUCCAUUCUUUUUAAAUAAUAUACUAAUUUUAAAUGCAA
This is a messenger RNA of Dendroctonus ponderosae (mountain pine beetle), 3725 nucleotides long. RefSeq names its product ubiquitin carboxyl-terminal hydrolase 45 (gene Usp16-45). Gene Ontology annotation, cellular component: nucleus; cytosol. Gene Ontology annotation, biological process: protein deubiquitination. The transcript has 9 exons. Gene Ontology annotation, molecular function: cysteine-type endopeptidase activity; cysteine-type deubiquitinase activity; zinc ion binding. The record is from RefSeq and is a predicted model, not a curated record. NCBI's taxonomy places the organism in Eukaryota, Metazoa, Arthropoda, Insecta, Coleoptera, Curculionidae. The coding region runs from base 314 to 2926 and encodes 870 amino acids.